AUGCAAUCUCUCAGAACGAGGCGACCAUCGACUCAGGUUCAGCCCAGGGAACCUUCUCGAUAUCUCUCAGAGGAUCAACAGUUCCCGUCGCAGUCCCAAGGAGACGUUGCUAUCGGUCAGGCAAGGCCACGGCCUAAUGCGCGGCCUGUGAACCGCGAGAUCCGCAAGUCUCGUGUAGAUGACAGGAUAAAAAGGCGCAUGUCAGCACGAUAUGCGGAUGUGGAUGUCACCCAGGGCGGCGGAGACAUUCCCGACGUUCCUGCUCUCCCUGGCGGACGAUACCCAGGAUCUAGUAGUAGGAACACGAGAGCAUCAGGGAGAGACAUGGUUAGAGAAGAUCCACGCGCGGUCGACGUGGAUAUUCUUCAGCAAGACAACUUUGAUCCAGACGCUUGCAAGUAUCUCAGGCUCAAAUUGAACAACUCCACUGAAGCCGAGCUCAAGACACUGCAAUCAUCUCUCGUCGCCAGUAAGAACGCGACUGCGGCAGACCUGCAGUACAACAUUUUCAAAAACUAUGAAGAGUUCAUUCUCAUUUCCAAGGAGAUUAGCACAUUGGAGAACGAUAUGCUCGAGUUGAAGGAGAGUCUCUCCGAAUGGAAGAGCAUGCCAUCUCUACUUCGCAUGGACGAGUCCAGUAAUCAAACUCAAGACCGGAAACGUGCCCAGCGGUCAUCCGUGGCAGACCUGCGAGCACUCUACGCAUCCCAAAUGCAAGAACUGCAUUCAAAAAUAGAAGGCUCUGCCAAAUUUGUGCCUGCAAUACCAGGCCGACAUGUCAUCUCGCAAUCGCCUGAACUAUAUCACCUGAAUCCUGCCACAUACAAGAUCGAAUACACCGUAGUGCUUGUGCUUCUAGACGACUCUGUCCUUGUCGCCAAGCGUCGAAGAAGAAGAAACGGCGAGAGAGGCAGGCUCGUCGCUGAACGGUGUUGGAAUUUGAGCGAGAUUGUCCUCGUCGAUGUAAAAGACUCGGCCGGUCGUACCAAUAUCAUCAAACUUCGGCACGGACGUGAAGGUCACGUUUUCCGCACGGAACGCUCGAGCGAGAAGAAGAGCCUGUUAUCCUCGUUCAGACAGACCUCUGAGGAACUCGCAACUCGUCGGCGAAAAGAACGUGAAGGGGAACAUGAACGUCGCAUGAGUGUAUGGAAGUCUGGGGAACGGUCAUCCAUGGGCUUUGGUGAUGCUCCCCCUUUGCCUGACUGGGCUGGAGAUGUUCGAAGAUUCGACUUUCUGGGACUGGGAAGCGGUAGCGCAAAGGAGAAAGCCGAGGGUGAUGUCCGGUGGAUCAACGAGUUUUGUGACAGCCUUACGGUUGCCAUUGCCCUUCGAGAGUGGGACGAAGCGGUCAAACUGGUGGAAGACGGCCAAAAACAUUUAUCGACGAAGCCGGCACUGAAAGACAGGUUGCAUCAACUUACGUCCAAUCUCAUUUCCGCAUUGCUUCAUUCGCUCUCCGAUCAUCGUCAGCGCAAGACUGCCGUCACUCAGCUCUCAGGCUACCUCGCACGUCUUCAUUCGACUCCCGCGGCCCGUACAGCCUUUCUUGAUGCAAGAGGAGAGCUUAUCAAGAAACGGAUUCGUGCCAUUCCAUUAGAAGGCGAUAUUCCAUUGUACAUCUUUGACCUGGCGAUUAUCGUCUUCACGGCGAUCAAACACACGGCAGAGUGGUUCCUUGCCAGCUUCAAGGAGAACGAGUCCACAAGUUGCUUUGUUCAGUGGAGUAAAGAGCAAAUCGAAAACUAUUGUACGAUGUUUCGAAAGCAACUGGACAGCACCAGCGACGAGCAAAUUCUACGAGAAUGCCUCGACAUAACACGUGUUCAGAGCAAACGACUUCUGGUCGAGAAUGGCCUGGAUUUCACAUUCCUCCUUGCGGAUUUGAACAGGAGCCUCAAUUCUUCCUACCCAGGAGGCGCAACGAGCGGUUCAAGUACUGGCGGCAUGCGGUCGCCCCUCUCUCGAACAAUGACGUCUGCAAGCAACACGAGCGGAAUCAGUGGAAUUUCUCGGCCCGUCACGCCGCGCUCUCCUUCAGACGGACUUGGUGGCGGCGGUGGAAGUGGAAUUGGCGUUGGAUCCCGACGUAAUCCCCCGCCACGGUCGCAAAAUCGACCGCCUAGUAUCGUUUAA
Messenger RNA from Serendipita indica DSM 11827, 2136 nucleotides. NCBI's taxonomy places the organism in Eukaryota, Fungi, Basidiomycota, Agaricomycetes, Sebacinales, Serendipitaceae. The record is from the annotation of a GenBank genome assembly.